Acanthoscelides obtectus is the source of this 813-nucleotide messenger RNA. Lineage: Eukaryota; Metazoa; Arthropoda; Insecta; Coleoptera; Chrysomelidae. The record is from the annotation of a GenBank genome assembly.
AUGGAGGCCGCAGAGAAAAAUUCUCUCAUGGUGGAGGAAGCAAAGUCUUCGUCGAUGGCGAUAGUAGCAGUUCACAAAGUUUCGGGCAGAGGGCAACCCUGCAGGUUUCUCUUAGGAGUGAACCUGCACGUUGAGCCGUUGGCAGGUAUAGGGCAUACAUGUCAGGUGGUCCUGUACAAUAGGACGCUGACAGCUCAAUGCGCCCAAAUUUCCGAACUUCCUUGCAGAAUAGCUCCACCAUGCACGCUUUGCCAGCCUUGUAGUCGUAAAGAGGAGAAAGAGAGAGACAGCCUUCUGCCCACCUUCCAUCCUUUUCCCACUCCUCCGCCAUCCGCCAUCCUCGAUCUGCCUUCCGGAAAAUUAAGAAACGCCUUGAAAACGCGCGAAGGUUCUAAAUUUAUCGAAUUUUAUAUGGCACAUUCCGUCUUUUGUAGUAGAUAUACCCCAAUGCAAGAUGUAGCUGUAGACAUUAGAACAUAUGUUAGUGAUCAGAGAUUGGAAGAUUGUUAUAAUUUGGCGACCGGCGUUCAUGGAAUAAGCGAAAGAAGCAGGAGAAGAAGAAGAGCUGGCGAGAAGCAAAGAACGUCGUCGGCGAGUAAUAAAACAGCGUCGAGAAACUUUAAAUUGGCGUUUCUUCCUCCCAUCUCAAAGAAGCUCGUUUUAUACGUUGCUUUUGAUAGCAACAUCCCAAGUGUUCUUGACGAAUCGAUGGUAUCAAUCCUUGGUCCUAUGCCACCAGGUUGUCCUGUUAAUCUGAGGCUAUUGUCGAAGCAUGGACGUCCUUACCAAGACCACGUGUACAGUGAUGAAUGA